AUGGAUGAUGAUCGUAAACCACCGCCAACGAUGGAGGAGAUUCACGAGUUUAUGAUCACCCACUUUCUUUCUAAGACCGAAUCCUCUACGAGAGAAGUCGCUAGACACUUUCUUGAAGCUCGUGAAUGGCAUAUCGACGCUUCAGUCUCCGACUUCAACGACGCCGUCGCCUCCACCGUCGCAUCUUCGGCUGCCACUACGAGGAGAAAUGUUACAAACCCUAGAGACGGAGAGGACCGAGUAGACCCACGAGUCUUGGCAGCUCGAACUCUGUCUUCGAUUCUUCAUCCUCGAGUUUCAUCUCCGCCGCCGAUACGGCUGCGAUCACCUCGGUCUCCUCCUUCUCGUGCACGUAACCCGUUUAGUGACGAUUCCGAUGAACAAGAUCAGCAAGACGCUGCUAUACCAUCAUCAUCAAGAAGACUAAAAUUCAGAAGCAUAAGCGAGAUUCUUUCGGUGACUCCUGAACUGGUCCCGAUCACUGUCACUGUUUGGAGGAAUGGUUUCACUCUCGAUACUAAUAAUCGUUUAAACACAUUGGAUGAUCCGGCUAAUGCCUCCGCUCUUCGGUUCUUUGAAAGCUUGGAGUCACCACGUACAUUCGAUUCGAAAGAUGGCAAACAACGUUUCGUUAUCAAACUCAUUAGGCGUCAACGUGAAGACUUCCCUCCGGAGGAGUCACCUAAACCAUUCCAAGGAGUGGGAAGAACUCUGUCCGAGCCAGACUCUGUCUCUACUGACCCACCACCAGCUUCAUCCGACUCACUGACCACUGAACCAACACCAUCAUCAGUCGCCAUGGAGAUAGAUCUCACAGCGCCAACGACCUUGAUCCCGGUCAUAUUAGCAGAUGGCACGCGUAUUGUCUCCCGGUUCAAUACUCACCAUACCAUUAGAGACGUUCGAAACUUCAUUGACGCCGCUACACCAGGUGCAUCCUCCAGAGACUACCAGUUGAUCAUCAUGGGGUUUCCUCCGAAGACACUGACUGACUUAGACCAAACCAUCGACCAAGCUGGCAUCUCCAACUCUCUUCUCACCCAGAAGUUCUACUAG
Eruca vesicaria subsp. sativa (arugula) is the source of this 1056-nucleotide messenger RNA. NCBI's taxonomy places the organism in Eukaryota, Viridiplantae, Streptophyta, Magnoliopsida, Brassicales, Brassicaceae. The record is from the annotation of a GenBank genome assembly.